Molecule: messenger RNA, 1050 nt
Organism: Funneliformis caledonium
Lineage: Eukaryota; Fungi; Glomeromycota; Glomeromycetes; Glomerales; Glomeraceae
Source: the annotation of a GenBank genome assembly
AUGACAAAUUGCAAUUCAUCAAAACCUUAUGACAUAAAAGUACCAAGACCACCUAACGCGUUCAUUAUAUACCAUAGGAAUAAAUCCAAGGAAUUGGCGAAAUUUAAAUCCAUUGGAAAAAUUGAAUCGAACGAGCGUCAUCCAUCAAAAACUGUGGCGGAGAUGUGGAAGGAAGAACCCGAAGCGAUCAAAUUAAGAUAUCAAAGGGAGGCGGAUUUGGCCCUUGUGGAACAUAAAAAGAAAUAUCCCUUUUAUAAAUAUAAACCAAAAAAAAAGGAUAGUAAAAAUAAAACGAGGUCACAAAGCACCGCAAUGGAAUCAGCUUUUACAGCGUUCGAUAUGCAAAGUUCUUCAUCCUCUUCGCAGGAAGAAGAAAAUUCCGCCGAUAACAUUUCUGUUAGUAAUCACUCUCCACCGCACACUCCUCCACCGCACACCCCUACUUCGCCAAAUGCUGUUAACAUGCAACGUUCACGAGCUCCGGCUUCACUUUGGAUUGAACCCACCACAGACAAACCAUUUUUUAAUGAACAUUUAAAUUUCUCUCCUUCACAACAAAGAUGUCAAUGCACGGCUCAUUGUCAAGCAGCGUUUUCGAUAAUAUUCAGCAACGUUUAUAAGCAGACCGUAGAUCAACUUGUCAAUUAUGGGCUAAUGCCAAUUUCACCACAUCCCAUUACGGCAACGAUCGCUGAUGAUCUUGUUACGUCCCCCUACCCAACCACUUCUUCUUGCGCCCUGGACGAGAACACCUUCUUUCCGCCAAAUUCUGCGCAUGUGCCAGAUUGGACAUACGCGGCUGAUUACGUUGUACCUUCUCAAUCUCCGACAUCAUCUUCAUCAUCACAUGUUGUAACUUCACCAACUUCGACAGAUUAUAUGCCUUGGAUUACAUAUGAUAAUUCUCAAUUUAUUGAUCCCAUACAAAAUAUCACGAAUAUUCCAAAUAUUGUUCCAGAUGAAACCAAUUGUAAUUUAUUUACAGAUACAAAUAAUGAUGAUUGUGCCUUAUUUGAUAAUUUUGAUACGAAUCUUAAUUUUUCACUAUAA